Stegodyphus dumicola is the source of this 1226-nucleotide messenger RNA. RefSeq names its product ribonuclease P/MRP subunit POP4 (gene Pop4). Gene Ontology annotation, molecular function: ribonuclease P RNA binding. The record is from RefSeq and is a predicted model, not a curated record. Gene Ontology annotation, biological process: rRNA processing; tRNA 5'-leader removal. Gene Ontology annotation, cellular component: ribonuclease P complex; ribonuclease MRP complex. NCBI's taxonomy places the organism in Eukaryota, Metazoa, Arthropoda, Arachnida, Araneae, Eresidae.
UCUAACCCUUUUUCUUAUUUUUUUCAUUUUGGUGACGUUUAAAAAAUUGUUUGGCUUUAUUUUUUGCCUGCUUACUUUGUUAUAUUUUAUUUAAUGUUUAAAGCUGCCUCAUAGCCAUAAGGAAACGACAAGCAGCAUUUGAAAAUUGAUCAGUUUUUAACAUAAGGAUGGAAAUUGGAUUCGGGAUAUCGCUAAAUUAGUAAAUGUGUACCAUUCUAUCGUGCAGUAUGUGAUAAAAUGUUUUAAAGAAGAAAAUUGGAUCAAAAAUAAAGAGGACUCGAUGUGAUCAGAUUUAUAGUUAGAAAAUCUAUGAAAAUUCCAUGUUUGAGUGUCUUAAAGACUUCUACAGAAUUAACUGAAAAGUGUUCUACUUCUAUUUCACUUAAAACUGUUCAACAAGUACGCAGAUAAACUGGAUUACAUUGACACUCUGCUCGAAGAAAAUUUUUUGGAAGUGCAAAAAAUAGAAAGAUUCUUCUUUCUUCUCAAAGUUAAUGCUUCUACAAAACCUCCCUCCAUCAAUUGAAAAAUUGAGUGAAAGAAUUGGUCUGCGAAAAGUUCCCGAUGAUUAUAUCAAGAGCUUCAUAAAAGAUACUAUACCUCGGUCUUCAAUAACUGUGGACGAAUACAAACAAUAUAUCUUUAGCUUCGAUAAGUAUAAAAAGAGAAGAACAGCUGUUAGGCAGAAGAAGAGAAAAACUUUGUUAAAUGCCAAUGAACAGCGCAAACUAGCCAUCUUCAAAGUGGACCCACAGACUACCAAGUUUUCGACUUUUAUUCCUGUCCACGAGCUGUGGAAAAAAUACAUGCAAGGAAUUCUUCAAUUGAAAGAGAUUCUUCCAGAUGACUUAUCAAACAUUUACCAAAAACUAUUAAAAGCUGACUAUCAUGGUUGCAUGCUUGUAGUUGCUUCAUCUGUGUGCCCUAACUAUGUAGGGGCAAGGGGCAUAGUUGUUCAAGAGACAAGGAAUGUCUUCAGAUUAAUCACAGAGGAAAACAAAAUAAAAACAAUCCCCAAAAAGGGAACUGUUUUUUGUUUUGAGCUGAAUGGAAAUAUUUUCAAGAUUUAUGGAGAGAAUUUCCGAUAUGUGCCAUAUGAAAGAAGUCGAUUAAAAUAUAAAACAAAAGCAAUUGUAGAUCCUUAAUUUUACAAGGAAAUCUGAUAUUGUUUAUUUGUAAAUACUGUAUUAUUAUCAUUUUGGUAAAUAAAGUUUGAAUAACUAAUA